Molecule: messenger RNA, 2572 nt
Organism: Impatiens glandulifera
Lineage: Eukaryota; Viridiplantae; Streptophyta; Magnoliopsida; Ericales; Balsaminaceae
Product: 65-kDa microtubule-associated protein 3-like
Exons: 13
Coding region: 181-2379 (732 amino acids)
Biological process (GO): microtubule cytoskeleton organization
Cellular component (GO): spindle; cytoplasm
Molecular function (GO): microtubule binding
Source: RefSeq, a predicted model, not a curated record
CAUCCUGCUCUUUGUUUAAAGACCGCAACGGUCGAAUUAUUUCUCUCCCAAUCUCUCUCUCUCUCUCUCUCUCUCUUUAACUAUCUCUCUAGAAAUUCUUCAUUUCUUCUUUGCUAAACCAUUUCGCUGAAGAAACUUUCAGAAGGAAGCUCAUUUUAAGACAGGUUGAAUUGGUUGAACAUGUCUACUAAGAUGAUCAACAAAGAAGAUCCACUUUUGCAGGUGGAAACAACAUGUGGAUCUCUUCUAUAUGAGCUUCAGAUUAUAUGGGACGAAGUGGGUGAAUCUGAAACAGAAAGGGAUACAAUGUUGCUUGAACUUGAACGGGAAUGUCUGGAAGUGUAUAGAAGGAAAGUAGAUCAAGCUAACCGUUCUAGAGCUCAACUAAGGCAAGCCAUUGCUGAUUCUGAAGCAGAGCUUGCAGCCAUUUGCUCUGCAAUGGGUGAAAGACCUGUACAUAUUAGACAGUCUGAUCAAAACCUGGGAAGUUUGAAAGAAGAACUGAGAGCUAUUCUUCCUCAAAUAGAGGAAAUGAGAAAAAGGAAAUUCAGCAGGAGAACUCAAUUCAUUGAAGUUAUAGAGGAAAUACAACAGAUAUCAAACGAGAUUCACAUGUCUUCAUACACUGGUUCCAACUCAUUGAUCGAUGAAUCAGAUUUAUCUAUAAGAAGACUUGAAGAACUGCAAAAAGAGCUGCAAGCCCUUCAGAAAGAAAAGAGUGAUCGAUUGAUUUACGUUGUCGACCUUCUAAACAAUUUGAAUUCUCUAUGUGCUGUGCUCGGAGUUGAUUUUAAUCAAACUGCAGGCGAAAUUCACCAUAGUUAUGGUAAUAAUCCUGAAGGAGACAGGGUGAAUAUAAGCGAUGAAGCUAUUGGGCGAUUGACGACUGGAAUAGAAAUGCUUCGUGAGAUCAAAAUACAGAGAAUGCAGCAGCUUCAAGACCUUGCAACCACCUUGUUGAGGCUAUGGAAUCUAAUGGAUACGCCUGUUGAAGAGCAACAGGUUUUCCAUAACGUGACUCGAAAUGUAGCGGCUUCUGAGCAAGAGAUGACUGAGCCUAAUAUGCUUUCAGUAGAAUUCAUCAACAAUGUUGAGGCUGAAGUUAUGAGGUUAGAUGAAUUGAAAGCUAGCAAGAUGAAGGAACUUGUAAUGAAGAAAAGAUUAGAGCUUGAAGAAGUUUGCAAGAAGACACACUUGCUUCCUGAAUCAGACAAUAAUGCCAUUGAUAUUUUGAUGGCAGCUAUUGAAUCUGGAACGGUUGAUCCUGUUGGGGUACUUGAGCAAAUCGAGCUACAAAUCUCGAGUGUGAAAGAAGAGUCUUUGGGUAGGAAAGAAAUACUAGAAAGAGUGGAUAAGUGGAUAUUAGCUUGCGAGGAAGAGUGCUGGCUUGAGGAGUAUAACCAGGAUGAGAACAGAUACAAUGCUGGUCGUGGUGCUCAUCUUACUCUGAAACGAGCUGAAAAGGCCCGUGCUUUGGUCAACAAACUCCCAGGGAUGAUGGAGGCACUUGCAUCCAAAACCAGAACAUGGGAAAACGAGAGGGGAAUGGAUUUCAAUUACGAUGGUAUUCGUCUUCUUUCUAUGCUUGAAGAGUAUACCAUGCUGCGGCAAGAGAAAGAGCAGGAGCGAAAGAGAAUGAGGGACCAGAAGAAGUUACAAGGACAGUUAAUGGCAGAACAGGAGGCAAUGUUUGGUUCGAAACCGAGUCCUUUGAAGCAGCAACAACUCCAAAGUGGGAAGAAGGCCUCAAGGAGGCAGUCAAUUGGUGGGCAGCCGCAGCAAACCAGCAACAGAAGGCUUUCUCUUGGAGGACCAACUUUACUUCAACAACAAACCCCUAAAGCCACUCCAAAUACCCGCCAGCCAAAGAAGAAUCCCAACAACAACAACAAUGAUCAUCUCGAUUCAUUCCCAUCUUUGUCAACAGUGAGGAGAGGAUUGGACAUUGCUGGCAUUAAUAAUAAUAAUUCACCAAUGAAGAGGAAGCCAUUUUCGCCCAUAUCUUCAACAGAAUCAUCCAAGUCCAACAUGGCAAAUCUUCUAGAGGAGUUGAACAACAGAAAGCAGACAACUGACAUGUUAUCGCAAAUUACUACACCUUACAAGAUUAAUAGUUCGGAGGAAGAGAACUACAACAACAGGAAUACUCCCAUCAAGAUGAUGGCGAUACCGGUCCCAUCUACGCCUUUAACUGUGUCUGUUCCUAUGCAGACAUCCAAGACUCCUGCACAUGUUCCUGUUGCUCCAAUUCAUUUCAACCUUAAACCGACACCACCACCAGUUGAAGAGAAUGUUGUUGAGUACUCGUUUGAAGAAAGGAGGUUCGGAUUUGUUCUUCCAUCAACAACACCCCUCAAGCUGUCACUCGUACAAGUCUGAAUUUGCUUUUCAAGUUUUUUUUUUCUUUUAGUAUAAUUUGAUUGCCUAUCAGGCAUUAAGAAUAGUAGGACAAUAUUAGAAUUCUGUGGCUUUCUUUUGGUUGUAAGUCAAUCUCAAUUGGCUUCUUUCUUUACUUUCUUCCUGUUACAUUGGCUAGUAUUAAAUUUGUUCUUUUCUUUUAACAUAUAUUUCA